Molecule: messenger RNA, 1368 nt
Organism: Bufo gargarizans (Asiatic toad)
Lineage: Eukaryota; Metazoa; Chordata; Amphibia; Anura; Bufonidae
Product: protein kinase C delta type-like
Exons: 7
Coding region: 1-1368 (455 amino acids)
Biological process (GO): protein phosphorylation
Molecular function (GO): ATP binding; protein serine/threonine kinase activity
Source: RefSeq, a predicted model, not a curated record
AUGGAUUCGAAGGAAGAGGAGAUUGUGAGGAAGAGAGGAGCGAAGAAAAGAAGAGGAAUUCCUGACUCAUCGGCUGAUGAGCAGAAGGUGAUGGAGAAAGAAGACGAGACUCUCAUCAGGAGGAAAGGAGGGAAGAAGAGACGGACCAUCCUGACCUCAGCAGAUGAAGAGAAGGAGACACCCAAGAGGAGCAAGAAGAGGAAGAACAGAAGAACAUCCGGCUCCUCCAAGAAGACGUCUCCUAAGGACCAGCUCAUGCAAGUGAAAGAAGAUGUGACUAAAGAGCCCAAAUGUGCCAAGAAGAGAAAACGCAUCCUCAUCUCUUCAAAAGGAGCAAAGAAGUCCCUGAUCAAGAAGAAGGACGACACCGUGAAGACAGAAGACCGGCAGGAGGACCAGAGAGUCUCAGUCGAGGACAGUGGUGUUCGGCCAACCUGCUCUAGAAGCACAAUCUCCGAGAACAUCAGGGAGACACUAAUAUUCCAUCGUGUGCUCGGGCAGGGAAGUUAUGGAAAGGUCGUCUUGGCUGAGGAUACUUCUAACCAUCAGAAGUAUGCUGUUAAGAUCAUCAGCAAAAGAGACAUGCUUGCCGACUGUGAUGAGGCGGAUGUGUUGGUGGAGCACCGCGUGUUACAGCUGGCAUCUGGGAGCCCCUUCCUUGUCCACGCGGCCUUUGCAUUUCAGACCAAGAUGCUUUUUCUACUUGGGCUGGAAUACUUGAGCUGCGGGGACUUUGAUCAAUUGCUGAGGAUAAAGGGGCGGCUUGACAUCCCCAGUGCAAGAUUCUAUGCCGCUGAGCUCGUGUGUGGAAUCCAAUUUCUCCAUUCGAAGGGAAUCAUCCACAGAGACCUCAAGCCCGAGAACAUCCUGGUGGCUGAGACGGGCCAUAUUAAGAUCACGGAUUUCGGUCUCGCACUUGACAACAUGCUUGGAGACCGCACAGCCACCGAAUAUGCUGGGACAAAGGGCUAUGUGGCUCCUGAGAUGCUGGCUAAGAAGGAGUAUGGCGUCGGAGUGGACUGGUAUUCAUUUGGUGUCAUCUUAAAAGAAAUGAUCACCAGUCAGCGCACUUACCAUCCUGCACGCUCCGGCGCUAAAGACAUCAUUAAAAAGCUCCUCCAGAGAGAUCCUGCCAAGCGCUUAGGAGUCCACGGGAACAUCCGAGGCCAUCAUUUCUUCCAGCAUAUUGACUGGGUCUCAGUGGAAGCCCUUCGGAUGACUCCACCACACAUCCCUGUACCAUCUACACCUCAACGCCGUGCCAGUCAAUUCAUCCUGGGCACAAUGGAGGCAGCAGCGGCCAAGAAGGGACCUUUACCAUCUAAACAUCAGGCCAUUUUCAGAAGGUUUUCAUUUGUCACCUGGUAA